Molecule: messenger RNA, 246 nt
Organism: Penicillium odoratum
Lineage: Eukaryota; Fungi; Ascomycota; Eurotiomycetes; Eurotiales; Aspergillaceae
Exons: 1
Coding region: 1-246 (81 amino acids)
Source: RefSeq, a predicted model, not a curated record
AUGUCAGCUAGACAGACGAUUAUGCCCCCCUCUGCUGGCGAUUCUUCACGUCGUUCACCAAUUGAAUCCCAAUCUGUAUCUAAAGAGCUCCCAGCACACGCUCCGAUGGGACUGUCUGCGCCUCUGAUGGCUACCCAUGAAUGGCUUGUGACUCACAAAGGAAACGGACCAAAAUCUGAAGGUUUGGUAGAUGACAAUCUUCGCACCGUCGUGGACACAACUCAAAGGGGUCCCACCGAGGGGUAG